Molecule: messenger RNA, 841 nt
Organism: Sphaerodactylus townsendi
Lineage: Eukaryota; Metazoa; Chordata; Lepidosauria; Squamata; Sphaerodactylidae
Product: heavy metal-associated isoprenylated plant protein 33-like
Exons: 5
Coding region: 1-396 (131 amino acids)
Source: RefSeq, a predicted model, not a curated record
AUGAACGAGACGGGGGGCGGGGGGGGGAGGGCGGCGCAGGGUCCCCCCAGCCAGGCGCGGAGGCUUUCGGGCGGGGGCUGGAGGGGCGGAGCCUCGAGGCUUCGGGGACGCCUCCCGCCACGCCUUCUCACCGCGGCCCCGCCCACCUGCCCCCGCCCGCCAGCCAGCCAAUGGUCCGGCCCAGCGCCACCCCUCCCGCGGGGCCCAGGUGGUAGGUUCCGCGCCUUGAAAAGCGGCUCUCCCGCCGCGCCCGCCCUCUUCGCCUGCAGCCCGCGCGGCCGCGCUGUCGGGGGCGCCAUGAGGUGCGGCGGAGUCGGCCCGAGCACAGGCCAGGGCGGGCCGCGGCGGACGGGCGGAGGGAUGCGCGCGCAGAUUUCUUCUAAUGGUGUCACUUAGAGUAUGGAGGAGCAAGAGAUCAACUCUUCAGUCUUUGGCUGGAUGCUGAAGUAGACAGCAGAGGAUGGUGGACGUCCAGUUUUUUGGAAAAACAUCAAAUCCCUUCAGGCAAGGUUGUGCCAGUUGAUGGUCUUAACUUCACUUGGAAGGAGCUGCAUGUGUCCCCAACCAGGCCUUGAGUGGAACUGCUGAGUGGCAACGGGCAAAAGAAGUGGGGACCAGAGACCUCCUUCCCACAAGACUGGAGCAGCGAAUGUGGCGACCUGCUCUGCUUCCCUCGAGGAUGACCUGGGGACGUAGCAGGCGGGCCAGGAAACACCCAAGGCAUUCUGGCUGAAGUGGUUUCUUCUCAGAAUUGGUAAAAUCUGCUGUUGUGGGAGUUGAGAGAUUGUUUGUGUUUGUUAACUGUGACAAACCUAAAUAAAAUAAAAAGGCCUCAGCUGAA